UCGUCUAUGACAUCAUCCGGUGACAUCACACAGCAACGGGGCCAAACAUUAUAACAUCUCCUAUUAACUCCUUCUGGAAAAGGCCUAUCAGGAGCUUAAGGAAUAUGAAGAAGGCCUCAUGAGAACAGACCAGAAAUACUGCCCCCUAUAGACAUACUAAGGCAUAUCCGGGUCAAGUGUCCACCAGGAAAAUCUGACAUAUGGCCACUUAUGGGGAAGGGGAGAUCAGCCCCCUCUACCGACCUGCCAGGAAUAGUCAGGGCUCAGCAGAGGAGCAGCAUUGGGCACCAGUCAUCAUGGCCGUCACCAUACAUAAUGCCCGGGAGGACCGGGAGCAGAGCAUUGUGAGGAUUUCUCCCCUAACAUUAUGGAGGUCAAUGAGAGUUGUGUAUGUGAGGGGCCAUAGAGAAAUGGGGGACGUAAUGAAAGGAGAGCAAAGAGCAGGCGGGCCGGCAGGAAUAAAGGUGACGGACUGUUCUAAUGGAUCUCAACGGGGAGGACGCUGAUUUCGAUGGCUCGUACCAAGAGCCAGAAAAUCCAGAGAAGCCAAAAAUUGCGAAUGGAGAGAGUCCUCUAGUAGCGGUGAUACAGGCCUGGGCUCCGGACAAUGAUCAGCCCAUCCAGGGCCUGGAGGAGAUGAUCUCUGACAUUAUACUGAUGCCGUACCUCUCCGGAUUUACAUACGACUCAAACACAAAAACAUUUGAUAAAAAAUUAAAGGAAUUAAACAUGGAAAGCUUCCGAUUGUCCAAGCUCAGCCUCACAGACGUCUUAAAGAUGGGACAUGAAGAUCUAAAGAGAAUGGUGCCUCAGAGGAUUGAGGAGGUUCCUUGGUGCUUUCUGCAGAACCUCUUGGCACUGAACAGCAGUGCCAGGAACACAAGAUUUGACCAAUCUCGGAAUACAAAGCUAAGCCCACAGCUGGAUGAGGAGAUGGAUUUCAUAGAUUAUGAUAUGGACAGUUCCAGCUCUGUCCACCCUCUGGACGUUCUGUGUGUUCUCCUUCAUUGUUCCGACAGCUUCUUGCAGCAGGAGAUUGUGACCAAAAUGUCCAUGUGCCAGUUUGCUCUUCCUCUUCUUCUUCCGGCUGGUUAUGGUCCAGAUAGCACGACUUUCCUGUUGUGGGCAAUGAGAGAUCUUGUGAAACGAUGGAGACCUCAUUCCAUGGUGAACAGUAAAGGAUGCCGAGAAGACAAUGUGGUGAACAUUCCAAUGCCCGUCUUCUCUUUCGUCAGGCUGGGGAGAUGCAAUUUGUCCAAGUCGAGAAUUCUAAACUGUGUUCUAAGUUCAGCUCAACGACAUCACGAUUUCUUUGUCCACCAGAACAUGGAUGGUGCAAAUGUUUUAAGGGAAAUAUCUGAUGGGUUUGUGGAGAUUGCUUGGUUCUUCCCUGGAGGACAAGAAAACCUGGACAUAUUCCCAGAUCCAAUUGCAGUGACCAACCUCAGAGGGGACCUUGAGUCCAAUUGGGAACAGUUUAGCUUUCUAACCAGGGUGUCCACAGCUGUAUUCAUCUUUAUUGAGAGUAUAGAGGAGAGGCAAUACCAACUCCUAGCCAACAUGGAGGAAACAAACACAAACUACUUCAUUAUCAUCGCUCCGCCAUCUAGAAGUAUAAACGGGGAGACACAAACAUAUGUAAAGAUGUUGUAUCCCAUCCUAAAAAUCAACCGAAAACACGUCUUGGUAAAGAACAGCGCAGUAAAUGAUGCAGAACUAGUAAAAAAAUUACAGACAAUUAUUACAGAUCUGAUUAAGUCUUCUUCUUGCUACAUUACUCUGGAGGAGAUGUCACACAUUGCAGAGGAUCUUGGGAUCCAUGUAGACGAGAGCUCAGAAGAGCAUCAGGACACCAGGAAACUUGCUCUCGAGAUUACGAAGGACAUCAAGGAUGUUGUCCAAUAUAAAAGUGAAACAAUGAGGCUGCAAGGAGAUCUGUGGCAGCAGUUGUCCAAAACGGAGAAGGAAAUGUGUAGGAUGAAAGGACUGGGCAGUGGUAACGCAGAGGACUACAAAACCAAACUGGCCAAGAAAUGUUCAGAACUUAGGAAGCAACAACGUGAGCUUGGUGUCCCCAAGGGGAUAGUCAUGUUCCUCAAAGCAAUUAAGAACUUGACUCACGUUGAGAAACGCUACUUUCUCAGAUGGAUGAAGUUCUACCUUGACUCUAUCUCUCGAAAGCACCUGAGUUCUAUACAAGCAGAGUACAGAGAGUACUAUUAUAACUUGAGUGCCAAUGUAGACAAGUUGAAAGAAUUAGAUCAGAUAUUAUUAAACAGUUCAUUGGGGGUAGAACAUUUUAUUAGAGAGGUAGGGCAGAUCUAUGAGGCUCAAUGUAUCGCGGCAAAAAACUGUAUAGGAUAUGAAAAUGCAUUAUAUGAAAUCCCAGGAAUAGCUGCCGAUCUCCUGUUGGACGGAUUCCCAUUGGAGCUGAUUGAUGGAGAUGCCUCCAACAUUCCCUUACAGUGGAUAACUGAUGUCCUGACUGAGCUGGAUGAGAAGACCGGAGGACAAUGUAGGAUGAGAGUGAUAACUGUGCUGGGAGUGCAGAGUACUGGGAAGUCCACCCUUCUGAACACCAUGUUUGGUCUACAGUUCCCGGUGGCCAGUGGACGAUGCACACGAGGAGCAUUCAUGACCCUUCUUAAGGUGAGGGAGAACUUCCAGGAGGAGAUUGGCUGUGAAUUUAUUCUGGUGAUUGACACCGAAGGGUUGAAAGCUCCUGAAUUGUCUUCACUUGAUGAUAGUCAUGAACAUGACAAUGAAUUGGCCACAUUAGUGGUUGGGUUGAGUGAUAUCACUAUAGUCAACAUGGCCAUGGAAAAUACAGCAGAAAUGAAAGAUAUUUUACAGAUCGUGGUCCAUGCUUUUCUAAGGAUGAAGGAAGUUGGCAAAAAACCCAAUUGUCAGUUUGUCCAUCAAAACGUGAGCGAUGUCUCCGCCCAUGACAAGAAUAUGAGAGAUAGGAAGAAACUUCUGGAACAGUUAGAUGAAAUGACAAAAGUAGCAUCAAGAAUGGAAGAAAAAGAUAAUGUUGAAAAAUUUUCUGAUGUCAUGAACUAUGAUCCCGAGGAGCACAGCUGGUACGUUCCUGGACUUUGGCACGGGGUUCCACCUAUGGCUUCUGUCAACACAGGAUACAGCGAGAAUGUUUUUGAACUGAAAAGACGCUUGUUUGAAUUCAUGAAAAAGCUGCGAUGGUCAAGAAGAUCCCAAAACAUAACAGCAUUCAUAAAGUGGGUAAAAAGCUUGUGGAACGCUGUGAAGUAUGAAAACUUUAUCUUCAGCUUUAGGAAUAGUCUGGUGGCCGACGCUUACAACCAACUUACAACAAAAUACUCAGAGCUGGAAUGGAAAUUCCGAAAAGCAAUGUACACGUGGAUGAUCGAGGCCGAGAACGAAUUAUCAAACCAGUCGGCUUUGGAAUUGGAGGAUGACCCCUGGUCUGGACUUAGGGAAGACAUGCAGCAAGCACUGCAGCAAGAAGAAAGAGACAUGUUAGGAGAACUGGAGAAGUAUUUUGAGAGUGGGAACAAGUAUGUGCAUCUGGUAGAGAGGUACAAGGAGGACUUCUUUAAAAGUGUGCUGACUCUCAGAAAUGAAAUUGAAGAUCAUUUGGAAAUGAAAUGUGAGGAAGCAAUCCGCAUACAGAGAGGGAAGCACCAGAUACAAUUUGUUCAGAGCACCUACCUAAAGAUCAUUGAAGAGAAAGCCACCAGCCUCCUGGACACCUGUAAGAGUAUAAAACGUCAACUCAGCAAUGAAGAACUUGAAUAUGAGUUUGAGAAAAUGUGGAACGAAACCAUCUCGGGAUUACAGCUCAGCAACUUAAAAAAACACAAUGUCAGCCGUGAGAUGGUAGAACAACUGAGGAAGGACAUGAGGCACAAAGCUGGUUACAUCAACGAGAAGCUCAAUGACAUACAAAGUGUGGAUGGAUAUGGCCAGAAGGGGUUGAGCUUGGACAAGAAAUACAUUCAACCCAGCUUCCAUGAAAGUAUGCCAGAAGCUAAUCUUGCAGACUACUGGAAUAAGGUGAACAAUCUUAUGGCCUCCUUAAAAGACCAGUGCAGUUUACAUGUAACCGAGCAGGUAAAUACAAUGAAGGAUUACCACCAGACCUACAGCCAAGAGCUGCUAAACAUCAUAAAUGAAAGGCUCAACCAGGAUGAUAUAAAAAGCCUCCACCUCACUCCACUAUUCGAGCUGGACCUGAAGCUUCACAUCUUGGGUCGGACUGCCCCCUUAUUCCAGACGAAGCACAAUGUUUUCUUCCAAGAGAACAACAUGAGGUUUUACCUGGAGAACCUGAAACCUCAAUACUUCUCCAUGUUCAGAAAUAUUUACCAUGAAAAAGAUGAAUCUCAGCUCCGAGCGCAGCGAUUCUGUGAGGUUUGUCUGAAACCUUCUCUCACCGACUACGUGUAUAAAAACCUGGGUGGGGAAAUUGUAACCGACAUAUUAACAAGUGGCGACUCCAUCCAGUACAGCAGCAGGACCUUCUUUCAGUACACCUUGCUCAAGGAGCUCCUGGAAAACUCGGAUUUCACUCAGUUUGUCAAAUACAACAAUCACUAUGAGACUUUUGUGAAGACUUGGAUAGUAAAAUACAUCACAAAGAGAUAUAAGGAGUCCGCUUCUUUGGAGUCCUUAAAGUCAAAUAUCUUGGCCUCUAUUACAAGAAAGAUUAGACAAGUCCUCAAACACCCAAACGUGACCGAAACAUCUAGCGUGUCCCAGUGUUUGAAGACCUUUUGUGCCAUGCUGAAGAAGGACUUGGUCAUAGCACAGAAUGAGAUGAAGGUCAUUGUAUUUAAGAAUAAUGCCAGUCCCAUUCAGUUCAUAGCAGACAUUGAAACGUUCCUUGAAGGGGUAGAGAAACAAAUUAUUACAGAAGUCAAAUAUUUUACAAUCGACUACGUCCUCUCCAAGUCAUUGGUGAAGCCUCAGGAUGAGCUGUUCAAGAAGGUGUUUGGAUGUGGAAAGCAGUGCCCAUUCUGUAAGGUGCCGUGUGAGGCCGGAGCGGCUAGCCACAAGGAGCACUUUGCCUCCGUGCAUCGUCCACAGGGGUUAGGAACGUACAGGUCCACGGAAUCUAAAGCACUGUCCCACUCCAUAUGCUCCACCGAUGUGGUUGGUAACACGACCUUCCUAAAUGCUGACACAGAAUGGAAGCCUCGUCUCUUCAAAGAAUACCGUAAAUUUUACCCCGAUUGGAGCAUACAGCCCGACGCCACCAUCGGGGCCUCAGAUUACUGGAAAUUCGUCUUUAAGAAGUAUAAUAAACAGUUUUCAGAUUAUUAUAAUGCCAAGCAGGCCGAGCUGCCAGAAGACUGGUCUCUGAUCACCAAAGAGCAAGCGCUCCAAAGCCUAAAGGAGUCCUUCAACAUGAGGUGAAGGGACCAGAGCGGACAUUGUGUCUCCACGCGGAAGAUCCAAGACGAAGCAGAUGGGAUUCUCUUCACUCCCUUUCUCCAGCUAUUGUAAAUUGAACUCAUUGUUCUCUAGUUUUGGUGACCGCUCUCCGGUGGAGGGAUCUUUCUAAAGCAAUUUCUGUUAAAAUAAAGUAUCUACAGCAGUGUUCUCCAACCUGAGCUCCU
This is a messenger RNA of Hyla sarda, 5600 nucleotides long. RefSeq names its product up-regulator of cell proliferation-like. Gene Ontology annotation, molecular function: GTP binding. The coding region runs from base 481 to 5397 and encodes 1638 amino acids. The record is from RefSeq and is a predicted model, not a curated record. Lineage: Eukaryota; Metazoa; Chordata; Amphibia; Anura; Hylidae. The transcript is spliced from 5 exons.